This is a messenger RNA of Mobula hypostoma (lesser devil ray), 1543 nucleotides long. RefSeq names its product zinc-binding protein A33-like. Gene Ontology annotation, biological process: protein ubiquitination. Gene Ontology annotation, cellular component: cytoplasm. The transcript is spliced from 6 exons. Lineage: Eukaryota; Metazoa; Chordata; Chondrichthyes; Myliobatiformes; Myliobatidae. The record is from RefSeq and is a predicted model, not a curated record. The coding region runs from base 1 to 1413 and encodes 470 amino acids. Gene Ontology annotation, molecular function: protein binding; ubiquitin protein ligase activity.
AUGGCUGAAAGAUUGAGCCAGACCUUGUGCUGUGGUGUCUGCAUGCAGACCUACAUUGAGCCCGUGACCCUGGACUGCGGACACAACUUCUGCAGACCCUGCGUCCUGGGGCUGUGGGCCGGCCAGGAGGACACCGUCCUGUGCCCUCAGUGUGGCCAGACGUUCCCCAGGAGGGAGCUGAAGACUAAUCAGCUGCUGGCCACCUUGGUGACCAGCCUGGGUGUCCUGCGACUGGACCCGGAACCUGCGGUGACUGGACAGAGGUGCCCUUCCCACUGGGCACAGCCAAUGCUCUUCUGCCGCAAGGAUCUUGCACUGGUGUGUCCCAGCUGCCUGGCACAGGAUCCGGAUGGAAGGAAAUCCCUAAUGCCUCCGGAGGAAGCCUACACCUUCUGCCAGGCAAAGCUGGAGAACUCGGCUGCUUUCCUGGAGAAGAGACUGUUGGAGUACCGGAUGGUGGAGUGCAGCCAGGGCUCCCGGAUCUCUGAGACGCAGGAAUUGGCAAAGAACCUCCAAGAGAACAUCGAAGCACAAUUCUCCAAGAUGCACCAAUUCCUGUGGGAGCAGGAGACGAAGCUGAGUGAGCGGCUGACCAAGGAGUCCCAGGAACUGGUUCAGUCUCUGGAGGGGAACCUCACACUGGUCUCCAAGAGGACCACCUCCAUCGAGAAGCUCAUUGCAGAGAUACGUUCGCUGAUCAACACCGAGGACCGAGAUAGGCUCCUGACGGAAAUCAAGAGCAUCAUUCAAAGGAGCGACCUGCACCGGGAGCCGGUGCUCCAGCCGCCCGAGAUGAGCAUCGGUGAGUUCCGUGGCCCGUUGCAGUACGCGGCGUGGAAACAGAUGUUUAACGUCGUCAGCCCAGUUCCGGCGCCUCUGACUCUGGACCCGGAGACGGCGAGCCCCUCUCUCAUCCUGUCCAAGGACCACACUAUGGUGAAGAGGCGGAUCAAGCUGCGGCAGGUGCCCGAGAGCGGCCGGAGGUUCACCUUCUGCGCGGCCGCGCUGACCACGGAGGGUUUCGCCUCGGGGACCCACUACUGGGAAGUGGACGUGGAGGCUUCGGCCGCCUGGAUCGUCGGCGCCGCCAAAGAGACAGCGGAGCGCACCGAAGACGUGCUGUUGACACCCGAUAACGGCUUCUGGACCGUCAGACUGUGGAAUGACAAGGUGCAUUGUCCCCGGCAUGGGCUGGCAUCGGCCCACUCGUGCGCCAACGCCAAGCCCGAGCGGAUCGGGAUCUUCCUGGACUACGAAAGGGGGCAGCUCUCCUUCUACGACGCCGGCGACAUGUCGCAUCUCUGUACCUUCUUCGAACGCUUCUCAGAGAGGCUCUACCCCUUUGUCUUCCCUCUCUCCAGCUUGGAAACGGCGGAGACUGAGGUGCUCCGGCUUUUCCACCUGCGGCUGUGAGAUUGGGGGAAAGGCGGUGAGCUGCCAUCCCGAGGAAUAAUGAUUCUUCGGCCCGGCUAGUGAGGAUGGGAAGGGGAGGGAUUGCUGUCCCGCGGAGUAACCUUUCUCUGGGAUGAGUAUGCAAAACCGA